This is a messenger RNA of Brassicogethes aeneus, 1623 nucleotides long. NCBI's taxonomy places the organism in Eukaryota, Metazoa, Arthropoda, Insecta, Coleoptera, Nitidulidae. The record is from the annotation of a GenBank genome assembly.
AUGAUAAAUCGACUAGAACAAACCGUGAGCGAUAAAGAUUUAAUAAUAAAACUAAUAAAUAAUGAUCUCUACAAGAAUGCAUCAGGAAACCAGAAAAGCGGCGUUGCCGUUGUGACAAAAAUAUCCGGAAAACAACCGAAACAAAACGAGACCCCUAAAAUUGCUCCAAAACAAAUCGAAAAGCCUAAAAUUGUGCCAACUACACCCACAAAUGAAAAACCGAGCGAGAAACCUAAGAUUUCCGGAAUUACAGGAAAUGAAGAAAGGAUUCAAUCAAAAAUAGCAUACAUAGAAGAAAACAGAGAUAUGGUUUAUCCCUCAAACGAAGCCGCCCAAUAUCAGGCGUUUAAACAAAAAUGGGAAGACCUGGCAAAACAUUUAAACGCAAUUGAUGGGCCACAAAAGACGACGAAGCAGUGGAAAAGUGUGUUUAAUGAUUUAAAGUCGAACGCAAAAAAAAAACAAAGAAAACUAAUUGUUGAGCAUACUGGAACUGGUGGAGGUCCAAGUUCUGGCAUAAAACUUUCAGAACUGGAUGAAAGGAUAAUCCAGCUAAUUAACCCAGUGGUUAUUGAAGGGGUCUCUGGUAUUGAUGAAGGUGGAAUUAUUAUAGAAGAGAUUUUUUUAGAGCCAGUAGAAAACAUAAAACUACAUGAGACAGUGCAGAAGUUAGUUUUACAAACUAUCCCCGAAAAGUUGCCUGACGAGAAGCCCACAAUAAUUCAUGGACUUACUACAUCUACUGAAGAUGUUAGACUUGUCAAUAUUUUUUACCUAAGUGAUGAUGUUAGCAGACAGGCCCCAGGAAAGAGAGACACAAAAAGUGUCAAAAAUCCAAUUAUUGUUAAAUAUAUGUUUGAUUUGGACGACAUACUUGUUAAGUACAAGCAGUGGAAAGAUAAUGAGGUCCAAGUUACAGAAGCUUCGCUUUUUUCAGUGAUCAAAACGCUAGAGAGCCAAUUUAAAGUGUUGAAAACACACUGUUUUGUUAAAAGGGUGCAAGAACGGUAUUUUGAUGAACAAAAGGUUCAUCUUGCCGAAGAUAAAGUUCUUGUCGUGCAAAUUGACUUUGCUGAGAACUACUCGAUAGGUAAAAGUUUUCCGUUCGAGUUCGAUGUUAGAGUUCCAUUUUUGGUGCGAGGUCCCGGAGUGGAACCAGGCACCGUUGUGGACGACAUAGUGCUUAACAUAGAUUUGGCUCCAACGUUCUUGGAUAUGGCCGGAGUGGAGGCACCUCCACACAUGGAUGGUAGAUCGGUUUUACCAUUGUUCUUAAAUUAUAAAAGAAAGAAGACCGUUCGAAAGUGGUCUGAUACUUUCCUAAUUGAAAGCUCUGGUCGACGUGAAACACCGCACCUAGACGCAAAACUACGUGCCAUAAAAUAUUCUUCUGCGUUAAACUCAAAAAAUGUCACCACAGAACCACCUAUUGCCACCAACAUAAAUCUAACUGCUGAUGUUACAACUGGUAGCAGUAGUAGUAACUCUAAGUUACCACUUACAACCGAAAAAAUAACGGUAGAUCCUUUACCAAGACUUUACGAAUCAGGCAAACUUAACAAAAAGAGAAACAAAAUUCAAUCGUCUAAAAAGAGACGCAGACUUAAACCAUAUCCUAUUUGA